UGCCCACAGGGACGUGAUGAGGCUUUACAAACAUUGCUUCUGCAAGAAGGUAAAGGAAGUAGCUAAGCUAACAGUUUGACAUGAAUAAGCAGUUCACUUGGAGAUGUGCUUUCAAAGAAGCCAGCUACUGUUUUGAAACGUUUGAUAAUGUUGGUUUUAAUUGUCCAUACAUGGCUGGCUAGCUAGUUACAUAAGUUAACUGUUUGUUUUGCACACAUUGCCAAGGAAGACCCAAGUGCUCGCAGCUAACGUUAGCUUGCUCUGCAUGGCAUAUAACAACGUUAUUGUUAUGCUAACGUUAGCUCGCAAGUUGCAGUACAGUAGGACCGAAGAUACUGCUGGUAGAACUAGCUAACGUUACUAGCUAGCUAGCAUCUUUCCUAAGGUGUAGCGGUGAUUCAGAUAGAAGACCAGGGAAGGUACAGGAAGUGACAGCCGUGGUUCAGAAAGAAGACCCGGAAAGGUGCAGGAAGUGACAGUGCUUCCUUGUUGCCAUGGCGUCUGAGCUGCAGGAGGCGAUCUGCAUGGCCAAGCAGGAGCGUCACAAGAACCUGUUCCUCAACUACAGGAACCUGAACAACUUUCCGGUCGAGCUGCUGAAAGAUGAAGGACUACAGUUUCUACAGAGGCUUUAUAUGAAGAGGAACUCUCUCACCACGCUGCCGGAUAAUCUAGCACAGAAGCUCCCCAACUUAAUAGAGCUGUAUCUGCAUUCCAACAAUAUAACCUGUGUUCCUGAAGCUAUAGGUAACCUGUCCAGGCUGCAGUGUUUAGACCUGAGUGACAACGCUCUGCAAGUCAUCUGUCCAGAGAUCGGCAGGCUGAGGUCCUUACGACACCUGAGACUGGCCAACAACCAGCUGAAAUGCCUGCCUCCAGAGAUUGGAGCCCUAUGUGACCUAGAGACCCUGGAUGUCAGUAGGAAUGUGUUGGUGUGUCUCCCAGAGCGGCUGCACCAGUGUCUGUCUCUCCAGUGUCUCACUGCUGACAGGAACAACCUGACCAGCUUCCCCAGACAGCUCUGCCAACUCCACAGCCUCAACGAGCUCAGUAUGGCUGCUAACCAACUCACCUCUCUACCCCUAGAUUUGGGUCGUUCCAGAGAGCUGCAGUUUGUGUUUGUUGACAACAACGUCCAUCUCAAAGGCCUUCCUUCAUACCUGUACAACAAGGUGAUUGGCUGCAGCGGGUGUGGUCUGCCAGGGCAGGUGUCUGAUCGGGUGCCCCAGCCUCUGUCUCUGUCUCUGGGAGAUGUGUCUCUCCCUUUGCCUGCUGAGGUGAAAGCUAUAGGCUCAGAGACGGAGCGAGUGGGCCCCCUGGAGGAGCUCGCCAUGAGGGCCCUGCACAGCAUGUACAGGCAACAGCCAAUCAGAGAGCGGAGUCUGCUGCCGCCCUUCCUGUUACCCAGAAGCCUUCUGGACCUGCUCCAAUGCCCCCUGGGACAUUGUCACCGCUGCAGUCAGCCCAUGUUUACCAUCAUCUACCCCAAACUGUUCCCUCUCAGAGAGACCGCUCUGGCUGGGGUACACCGCAGAACCACAGUGAGUUUCGUGGCCUACUGCUGUUCCAGUCAGUGUGUUCAGACAUUUGAUCUGCAGCAAUGACAUCAUGGUGCCUUCACCUCUUCCUCUCCCCUUCGGUCAUCAUCUCCUCCUCUGGUCUCCUGGAUGAAUGAAUGAAGGACUGUGGGAGUCCUGAACGUCUCAGGAGGACAUGCAUAGCCUCUGGACUGGUGGACAUGAGGAACUGAAGAUCUCAGGAGGACAUGCAUAGCCUCUGGACUGGUGGACAUGAGGAACUGACCAUCUCAGGAGGACAUGCAUAGCCUCUGGACUGGUGGACAUGAGGAACUGAAGGUGUCAGGAGGACAUGCAGAGCCUCUGGACUGGUGGACAUGAGGAACUGAAGGUCUCAGGAGGACAUGCAUAGCCUCUGGACUGGUGGACAUGAGGAACUGAAGGUCUCAGGAGGACAUGCAUAGCCUCUGGACUGGUGGACAUGAGGAACUGAAGGUGUCAGGAGUACAUGCAUAGCCUCUGGACUGGUGGACAUGAGGAACUGAAGGUCUCAGGAGGUCAUGCAGAGCCUCAGCAGCCUGUGACCAGUCCAGCAGUCUGUAAUGGGCAUGGACGGUCCAAUUGAAAGACGGACAAUAUUGGUAUUAAUAAUCCACAUCUUGACAUAUCAUCUACUGUCCAACGACUAACAUCUCUUAAUACAGCAUCAUUCUACUAAUGGUUUGUUUCUGGUUUCAGUUUGUUCCAGCAGCAACUCAGAGCGUGUCGGUAUUUACUGGUGUGAACUAGCUGCUCUGUUCACCAGCCAAAUUUUCACCUGACAGACGCAUCACAAUAACAAGAAGUUGCGAGUGUUUUUGUCUUUGUAGAGGAGAAUCUAUUCUGAUCAUUUCUAUGGAUUUUUACAUGACACUGGUUGACAAAAAGUGUUUGAAGAAUGUCACUUCGGCCGUAUCGCAUGAUAUUUGUUCUAAACCUGUUCUAAAUAUGUAAUACUGGUAGGUGUGUUGCCCCUCACUCCAGCCUGAAGGACUUUGACAAGAUAAUAGACACAUUAGUUAUUGGGCGUUUCUUUUCCUGUAGACACAUCAGACUCUAAGACCUCUGACAAGUUUUUAAACUUUACAAAAUUGGUCUUUGAGGGUAAACAAUUGUUUUUGUUUGCAAAAUAAGGUUAACUUCUGAAACAGUCUGGUAACCUGAAUGUUUAUGAAGGAUGUAAAACCAACUUUGUUUCCAUUCAGUUUGAUUGUGACUCAAAGCAACGCUUUGGUUCUUCAGCUGAAAACCAAAGGAACUGAAGCUCAUAACAGAAGUGUUUGGGCCCUACCGGACCAGACUUGCCAAUCCUGGCUGUAGGUCCAUGCAGCAGACUCUCUGUCUUGGCUAGACGGACUGAGAGACUGGGAUAGGAGGCAGCAGACUCUCUGUCUUGGCUAGACGGACUGAGAGACUGGGAUAGGAGGCAGCAGACUCUCUGUCUUGGCUAGACGGACUGAGAGACUGGGAUAGGAGGCAGCAGAUCUCUAUGGCUGUGUCUGAAGUGUCAACUUAUUCCCUAUAUAGUGCACUACUUUAGACCAGAGCUCAUAGGGAAUAGAAUGUAACCCAGAGACGGCCCAUAUUAACAUGUGUAGAAUGUAACCCAGAGACGGCCCAUAUUAACAUGUGUAGAAUGUAACCCAGAGACGGCCCAUAUUAACAUGUGUAGAAUGUAACCCAGAGACGGCCCAUAUUAACAUGUGUAGAAUGUAACCCAGAGACGGCCCAUAUUAACAUGUGUAGAAUGUAACCCAGAGACGGCCCAUAUUAACAUGUGUAGAAUGUAACCCAGAGACAGCCCAUAUUAACAUGUGUAGAAUGUAACCCAGAGGGUUGAGACCCCGCCAGGGUUCUGUCGAGGGUUGAGACUCCGCCAGGGUUCUGUCGAGGGUUGAGACUCCGCCAGGGUUCUGUCGAGGGUUGAGACUCCGCCAGGGUUCUGUCGAGGGUUGAGACUCCGCCAGGGUUCUGUCGAGGGUUGAGACUCCGCCAGGGUUCUGUCGAGGGUUGAGACUCCGCCAGGGUUCUGUCGAGGGUUGAGACUCCGCCAGGGUUCUGUCGAGGGUUGAGACUCCGCCAGGGUUCUGUCGAGGGUUGAGACUCCGCCAGGGUUCUGUCGAGGGUUGAGACUCCACCAUGAAUGUCUGAAUCUCACAACUCAAGAGGAAUGGUGAACAAAAUGAUAAUUUACCUCAUCCCAAAUGGCCCCCUUUUCCCCAUGGGCCCUGGUCUAAAGUAGUGCACUGUGUAAGGAAUAAGAUGCAUCUUGAGACACAACCAGUAUGUGACAUUGAAUUAUAAAACCAGCAGCAAGAUGUCUAGAUGAGGAUUGGGUCUAUUGCCACUUUAUUUGUUUGGCUUUCUAAUGUUUAUUACAUUGUUAGAUAGUUAUUAUUAUAACAUUGUUAUAACUGUGAAUAUGAUUACUAUAUUGUAUAAUUUGUAAUCAAUUACUUUUAUUUUAAUGUCUGACAUUUUGGCAAUAAACAGUGUUUAACUUGA
Molecule: messenger RNA, 4061 nt
Organism: Oncorhynchus kisutch (coho salmon)
Lineage: Eukaryota; Metazoa; Chordata; Actinopteri; Salmoniformes; Salmonidae
Product: leucine-rich repeat-containing protein 28
Exons: 12
Coding region: 495-1604 (369 amino acids)
Cellular component (GO): cytoplasm
Molecular function (GO): protein binding
Source: RefSeq, a predicted model, not a curated record